AUGAGUCACUCCCUAAUCACCUUCAUGGCUCCCAGAAAUCUCUCCAAACCUCUCUUCACCCUCAUUCCUGUGUUCCUUCUUCUUUCUCUCUCCUUCUUCUCCUGUCCGUGUCUCAGUGGUCCAGCCCGUGCUCCUCUCUUGGCCGGACAGCCCUUCCUGGUUCUGUGGGGUGUGCCCAAUAAGGACUGCCUGGGCCGCCCAGAUCCGGCGGCUUUCGGGAUGGAGUGGGAGGGGCGAGUGGCUGUGUUUUAUGAAGACUCGCUGGGGCUGUACCCGUAUUUCAGUGCUGAUGGUCAGCCGGUCAAUGGUGGCCUGCCGCAGCACACAAGCCUGGACCUCCACCUCCAGAAGGUGGAAGGGGACCUGACAGCCACUCUGCCCCAGGCAGGAGCACCCGGGCUGGGGGUGCUGAGGUGGAAUGAAUGGGCCCCUCAGUGGAGCAGAAACAAGGGAAAGCAGGGGAGGUAUCUGGAGGAAUCACGAGCCCUGCUCCGGGGAUUCUUCCCUGACUGGAGUGCGGAAGAGGUGGAGAAAUGGGCUCAGGUGGACUUUGAAGCAGCAGCUCAGUCCAUCCUAAUGGAGACCCUGAGAGAACUGAAGAGGCACCGCCCACAGAGGCUGUGGGGUGUGGCUCCAUAUCCAAGCUGCUACAACUCUGACCCUGCCCAGAUGCUGCUGGCCAAUUACACGGGACGCUGCCCAGCUGCGGAGAUGGCCCUAAAUGAUGAGAUGAUGUGGCUAUGGAAACGAAGCUCAGCACUCUACCCUAUCCUGUCACUGGAGAAACUACCUGAUGGGACCAAGGGGACGUGGCUUUACACAUCCAACCAGAUCAGAGAAGCACUAAGGGUAGCGGCUCUAGCCGGGUCCACCUCUGAUCUUCCAGUUUUCCCAUUGGUCAAGAGUGUGUACGCCUCCUCCAGUACAUUUCUCCCUGAGGCUGACUUGGUGAAUACUGUAGGAGAGAGUGCUGCUAUGGGUGCAGCAGGGGUCAUCAUCUGGGAAAAAUCCAUCAGUACCAAAACACAGAAGUCCUGCUCUGAACUCGGAUCCUACGUGCGAGAGGUUCUUGGCCCUUAUGUGGUCAACGUAACCACGGCAGCACGUCUCUGUGGGGUCUCGCUUUGCCAAGGCCGUGGUCGCUGCGUACGCAAGAAACCAGAAGACCCAGUCUACCUGCACCUUCCUCCCGCCCACUUCUUGCUGAUGCCCAAUGGGGCGGAGGGUAUCCGGGCAACAGGGGAACUUCCUCCCACCUACUUGGACAUCUGGAGGCGGGACUUCCGGUGUCAGUGGUUUGAGGCACUGGAGGGAGCAGCCGCUGAUCAGGAAUCAGGUGGGCCGGACGUUGGAGGCCAAAGGCCACUGCCCACAGUAAAGUCACCCUCUGUUAUCGUUCAGACUGAGGUGACGGUAGUCACCACUACACCUACUGGACAGCAGCCGACAGUCAGUGGAUGCCCCUCCCAUAAUGUGCCCAGUAUACUUCUCUCUGUGCUGUUGUUUAUCAGUUUUGCAAACUUUCAUAUCUGA
This is a messenger RNA of Colossoma macropomum (tambaqui), 1533 nucleotides long. RefSeq names its product Glyco_hydro_56 domain-containing protein. The transcript has 4 exons. Gene Ontology annotation, biological process: hyaluronan catabolic process; carbohydrate metabolic process. Bases 1 to 1533 code for a protein of 510 amino acids. Lineage: Eukaryota; Metazoa; Chordata; Actinopteri; Characiformes; Serrasalmidae. The record is from RefSeq and is a predicted model, not a curated record. Gene Ontology annotation, molecular function: hyalurononglucosaminidase activity.